This is a messenger RNA of Lottia gigantea (owl limpet), 1981 nucleotides long. RefSeq lists its product as hypothetical. Bases 74 to 1981 code for a protein of 635 amino acids. The transcript is spliced from 12 exons. Lineage: Eukaryota; Metazoa; Mollusca; Gastropoda; Lottiidae. Gene Ontology annotation, biological process: adult locomotory behavior; circadian behavior; modulation of chemical synaptic transmission. Gene Ontology annotation, molecular function: protein binding. The record is from RefSeq and is a predicted model, not a curated record.
GAUGGCCGAUGUUUUCAUGGAGUUCAUGAGAACUAUGGAAAAUCGUUGAGUGUUUUAAAGAAUCCGAUCAGUAAUGUGUGACCAUCGUCAACUGCGUUCUCCAGCUCCCCUGGGGGUGGUGGAUCAUGUGGGAUCUCUAUCAGACAGUUUUGGUGAACUAGUAGAAAAUAGUGACUAUAGUGAUAUUGAUCUCAUAGUGGACGGUGGAGAAUUUCAAGGUCAUAAAGUUAUUUUAGCCGCUAGAUCGGAAUAUUUUCGAGCAUUAUUUUAUGGAGGAUUAAAGGAAUCACAGCCAGGAACAGCCCAGAUAGAAUUACAUGAUGUUCCUGCCACAGCUUUCUCAUUUUUAUUUAAAUAUAUAUAUACUGGUAGACUUCACCUUACAGAGAUUAAGGAAGAAAGUACAAUAUUAGAUAUUCUAGGUUUGGCUCAUCGUUUUGGGUUUGAGGAAUUAGAAACAGCUAUAUCCGAUUAUCUGAAAUCAGUGUUAAACAGUCGUAAUGUCUGUCCUAUUUAUGACCUAGCCAACAUGUAUAAUUUAAUGUCCCUGUGUCUCAUGUGUCAAGAAUUUAUUGACAGAAAUGCUAACGAGAUUCUCCAUAGUGAAUCUUUUCUUUCUCUAUCACAGAAUUCGGUAAAAGAACUGAUAGCUAGAGAUUCUUUCUAUGCUCACGAGUUGGAUAUAUUUAAAGCCGUGUGUGAGUGGGCGGAGUUUAAUAACGGCACAGACCCCACCCCAAUAUUAGACAGUGUCAGGCUACCGUUAAUGACGAUGCCGGAACUUUUAAACAACGUUCGACCGACCAGCCUGGUGCCUGCCGAUUCCAUACUCGACGCCAUCAAAACACAAACUGAAAGUAGAUCUAUGGAGCUGAAAUAUCGAGGAUUAUUAUUACCCGAAGAGAAUAUAGCUACAGCAUUACACGGAGCUCAUGUUUACCGUGGGGAGAUGAAAACAGGGUUAUUAGAUGGGGAUUAUCAUAAUUAUGAUUUAGACCGAGGAUUUUCUCGACACCCAAUAGACGAUAAUAACGGACAAGGAAUCGUGUUAAAGUUAGAUCGUCCCUACAUUCUCAAUAUGUUUAAACUGUUACUCUGGGACAGAGAUAUGAGGUCGUAUUCGUACUAUAUAGAAGUAUCAAUGGAUGAUAAAGACUAUGUGAGAGUUAUUGAUCAUACAGCCUAUCUCUGUCGUUCCUGGCAGAAACUCUACUUUCCUAUUCGAGUCUGCAAAUUUAUCCGAAUAGUUGGAACCCAUAAUACAGUGAACCGUGUUUUUCAUUUGGUAGCUAUUGAAGGAUAUUACACCAAUAAACCUUUUACACUAGAUAGAGGACUUGUAGUGCCGGCCGAGAAUGUAGCUACUAUCAAGAAUAGCGCUGUAGUUAUAGAGGGAGUGAGUAGAAGUCGUAAUGCUCUGAUUAACGGGGACGUCAAGAACUAUGAUUGGGAUUCUGGGUAUACGUGUCAUCAGCUAGGUAGCGGGGCUAUUGUAAUUCAACUAGCACAACCCUAUAUAAUAGGCUCUAUGAGAUUAUUAUUAUGGGAUUGUGAUGAUAGAAGUUAUAGUUUUUACGUGGAAGUUUCUUUCGAUCAUCAAACCUGGACCAUUGUGGCUGAUAAACGACGUGAACACUGCAAAGCUUGGCAGUUAUUGACAUUCGAUCCUUUACCAAUAGCAUUUAUUAGAAUAGUGGGAACUCAUAAUACAGCCAAUGAGGUAUUUCAUUGUGUCCAUUUUGAAUGUCCGGCAGAUUUAAACGGAGUGAAUCCAGCGACAACCCAUCGUGCUCCCGGUAGUCCCAACCAUCCAGUCGUAUCUCCGCGAGAUCCUUCAGCCCCUCAACAACCAGAAAUAGGCGUAGCGGGACCGCCGAAUAACCAGUGUAACCAGAUGCCGCGAGUACAAGGAUUGGAUCAAUAUGCUGUACCUGAUUUUCAACAAGAUACCCCGGAAGCUGAUAGAAUUGAUGCUUUAUAG